GUGAGAAAGUUGCCAGUGAGGUAAAGCAGAGCAGGACAGCGGAGCGUUUGCUUCUAUGUGGGAGUUUUUGUUAUCAAAACUGACAGAAUAUUUCUUCCUUUUCUCGCGAAAUCUAUUUUGGACCCAGGCUUCCAUACAAACCCAACGUGGAAAUAAAUAUAUAGCUUUUUAUUGACUGCUUAACCGCCAGCUCACGACCGCGGCGAGUCAAGUGGGAACUCUUCACUGUAAUUAACUUUUGUGGAUUUGUUUCUGGGGCUCAAACUGAGAGCCAACAGUUUGUGACUGAAUUGACGGUGUACGGGUAUUCUCCCCAUUUGUAUUUAUUUAUUUUUUGUGAGUUUUGUCGGCUCUCUACUUGGAAUAUAACUGCAUGCAAAACAAACGCUGGAGUGAUUGGAGUGGAUUUAGUCUUCAUAUCUCACCUGGUUUUUGUCCUUCCCCUUCAACUGCCUCCAGCUAAUGAGCCAUUUGUCGUGCUUUUCCGGUUGAUUUACGGUUGCGCCGUCGCUGGAGCGCAGGAGAGGCAACGACCGGGAUACAACGAGGAGCGGGGUAUCACGUUAAACGGUCGGUGAAUCCACUGAGCAGCAGAACGGUCGGUUUGCCUUAAGAAAAAACAAAAAAGAAAUAGGCGGAUGGAUUCGUAUUCGUGAACGAGAGCUUCACACAUCUAACCAGGGCUCCGUUUGAUUCCUCGUUAGCGGGGUUUUAAAGAAGGACACGGUUGCUCUACCUUCGGAGAUAACAAUGUUUCCUCAGGGGCGACACCCGACGCCCCAUCAGGCUCCAGGCCAGCCCUUUAAGUUCACCAUCCCAGAGUCACUGGAUCGCAUCAAGGAGGAGUUCCAGUUUCUGCAGGCACAGUACCACAGUCUCAAGCUGGAAUGUGAAAAGCUGGCCAGUGAAAAAACUGAGAUGCAGAGACACUAUGUCAUGUACUAUGAGAUGUCAUACGGCCUCAACAUUGAAAUGCACAAACAGACUGAGAUUGCCAAGAGACUAAACACCAUCUGUGCACAAGUCAUUCCCUUCCUCUCACAGGAGCAUCAGCAGCAGGUGGUACAAGCCGUGGAACGUGCCAAACAGGUGACCAUGGCAGAGCUUAACGCUGUCAUCGGGGUACGUGGACUGCCAGGUCUUCCACCUACACAGCAACACCUAUCACAUAACCAUGGUGGUGCCCCUAUUCCCCUAACUCCUCAUCCUGCUGGCCUCCACCCAUCUCAGCUAAGUGGUUCAGCUGGUCUCCUGGCUCUGUCAGGAGCACUUGGUGCUGUCCCUCCCCAUCUGGCAGGAAAAGAUGGUGGGGAUAAGAAAUCUCAUCUGUCUGGACCAGACUCACACCCUUCUGGUCCUGACCACCUGAGAGAGCGAGAGCCAGGCACAAGUAACUCUCUGUUGCCGGAAAGUCUUAGGAACUCUGAUAAGCGACGCAAUGGACCAGACUUUCCAAAUGACACCAAAAAACGCAAGGUGGAUGACAAGGACUCUAGCCACUAUGAUAGCGAUGGAGACAAAAGUGAUGACAAUUUAGUGGUGGAUGUCUCAAAUGAGGAUCCAGCCUCCCCACGCGGCACACCUCUUCCCUCCCCCAGGGAAAAUGGCUUGGAUAAAGCACGUCUUCUCAAGAAAGACCCCUGUAGCCCAGCAUCUACCGCCUCAUCAGCCAGCUCCUCCUCCCUCAAGUCCAAAGAAAUGGCAGUGCGAGAUAAGGCAGGUACACCUGGUCUUAAGUCAAGUACGCCUACACCAAGAGGUGACUCUACCCCUGGUCCAAGCUCCACACCUGGUAUCCGACAAAGUCUGUCAAAACCUCCAUCCAUGGAGAUACCACAUGCACCUACUGCAGGUUUGCGAACUCCCAUGGCUGUACCAGGCCCAUAUCCAGGUGCAUUUGGUAUGUUGCCCCAUGCUGCUGGGAUGAAUGGGGAAUUAGCUGGUGCAGCCGGCGCUGCAGCCUAUGCUGCUGGACUGCACAGCAUGUCACCUCAAAUGAGUGCUGCAGCUGCUGCUGCUGUGGCUGCAUAUGGUCGUUCACCUAUGGUUGGUUUUGAUCCUCAUCCUCACAUGCGAGUUCCGGGAAUGCCUCCUAGUCUCACAGGAAUUCCUGGCGGCAAGCCUGCAUACUCCUUUCAUGUUGCGGCCGAUGGUCAGAUGCAGCCAGUUCCGUUCCCCCCAGAUGCUCUAGUGGGACCAGGAAUCCCUCGCCAUGCCCGUCAGAUCAACACACUGAACCACGGAGAGGUUGUGUGUGCCGUCACCAUCAGUAACCCCACCCGGCAUGUUUACACAGGAGGAAAGGGUUGUGUCAAGGUUUGGGACAUUAGUCACCCAGGAAACAAGAGCCCUGUGUCCCAACUCGACUGCCUGAACCGAGACAACUACAUCCGCUCUUGUCGUCUUCUCCCCGAUGGUCGGACACUUAUUGUGGGCGGUGAAGCUAGCACAUUGUCAAUCUGGGAUUUGGCCACUCCCACUCCAAGAAUUAAAGCAGAGCUAACAUCGUCAGCACCAGCAUGCUACGCUUUGGCCAUCAGCCCGGAUUCUAAGGUCUGCUUCUCUUGCUGCAGUGAUGGAAACAUUGCAGUUUGGGAUUUGCACAACCAGACACUUGUUAGGCAGUUCCAAGGCCACACAGAUGGAGCCAGCUGUAUCGACAUCUCCAAUGAUGGCACCAAGCUGUGGACCGGAGGCCUGGACAACACUGUGCGCUCCUGGGAUUUAAGGGAGGGCCGGCAGCUGCAGCAGCAUGACUUUACUUCACAGAUCUUCUCUCUUGGCUACUGUCCGACAGGAGAGUGGUUGGCUGUUGGAAUGGAGAGCAGCAAUGUUGAGGUCCUACAUGUCACCAAGCCCGAUAAAUACCAACUCCAUCUACAUGAAAGCUGCGUUCUCUCCCUGCAGUUUGCCUACUGUGGCAAAUGGUUUGUGAGUACAGGAAAGGACAACCUACUGAAUGCAUGGAGAACACCAUAUGGAGCCAGCAUAUUCCAGUCUAAAGAAUCAUCCUCUGUGCUAAGCUGUGACAUAUCUGUGGAUGACAAGUACAUUGUAACUGGAUCAGGGGACAAAAAAGCCACAGUUUAUGAGGUCAUCUACUGAAGAUAUGGAUUAGAAAGCAAGGACUUUUUCUCUUUCCCAUAAAUCUUUCUACUCGUCUUGAAAUGUUCACAUGGAGCCAGACAAGAGCGACCUAACUGGCAUUCUUUAUUGUUACAUCUGCUGCAGCGGUACAGAAAGAAGGCAACAAGCUUUUCAUGUGUGCAUAUUUAUUGUGCCUGUGAGCAUGACUCCAUAUCAGCUGGGAAUUAUUUGGAUGUUAAUGGAGAUAAUGACGCCAUGUUGGAGUAUUUUCUGCUGUGGACCAGCUGGGAUUCAGUGACCAAAGGGACUCUUUUUGAUUGAAACCAGGUCUUCUGAUGACAGUGUACUGAAUGGAGAUGUUGAAAGACAUAAUAUUUGGUGUCACAACCAGAAGUAGAGAUGCUACAACAAACUAAACAAUCCAACAUUAGGCAGAAAUGAGCAGAAUUUUGUAGAGACGAGAGGAAGUAACACCCGGAUAACAAUUUUCUAGCAGUGGAUGCAGAUUGUGUUUGGUUGUAUUUUGCUUCAGACAAUACUCACAACCUGUUGAUCUCUCACCAUGGAUUCAGUGACCUUCCAACCUCAGCUUGCUUUUCUGAUAUGCCUACACUGUCUGAAAGGUACCUUCUUUGUCUUCACUUUAAGUCCUACUCUUACUAGUUGCACUGUAAUGGCAGCUGUCUAUCUACAUGCUUUACUUAAGUACCUAAGUGGAAGUUUGAAGCAGUCUGACGCCUGACCUGUCUGACGGUGCUGCAGUAAACUUUUAUGAUGACUCAGUUCAUACAAACUCCAGAGGGAAAGGUGUUUAGACUACUGUUAUGUGGAGAAUUGUUAGCUUACCAAGACAUAAGCUUCAAAAACAGUCUUUUAAAAGGUUUGUUACAAAAGGCUUAACUUUGUUUUGAAAAAAACAUGUUUUUGUUUCCCCUGUAAUCCUGGUUGAAGGAACAAUUGGUGGAAACCUGACGUAAGAGUUUCAGAGACUGAGUUAAUCCUCAAAUUCCAUGAUUACUUCUUUGCUAAUAUACCUGAUUUAACAGAUUAUUUCUUAUUUCCCAACUCAUACACAUGGCUUGACCACAUAAUUCCUCCAGUCUUCCUGAUAUUGACAGAGUAUAAAACUACUUUAUUUAAGGAGAAGAUGGGACUGUGAUAAAGUUGUUUAUAAUGCAUUUUUUCCGUUUGUUGCUCUUACACUUUCUAUUUGAGCAGAACAGAAUCAACAGGUCUGUCCUGCUGUGAGCUUGCCCCAGCCCGGCCUUUUUGAUCUGUGAAACACUUGUCUUAUAUAAACUGCUACAUAUGCUUACACUUAUUUUAACGUACAGUUUAAUCUUGUAUUUGUGGAAAGUGAAAACGAGUAAAAAAAACAAAAACAUUUUGACUAUAACUAUUAAACACAUGACAUCCUUUUUGCCAUACAUUGUCACUUGUUUUUAACUUAUGCUCUUGGACUGGGACAUUACUGGGCGAUAACUCCUUGCUGUCAUGUUUUUCCACGUUACAAAGAAUUUUGUAAGAUUAUGAGAUAAAGGCUUUUGGAGGUGUGUAGAAAAGGUCCAGUUACUCCAGUUUCUUAAAUCACUCAUUUAUUACAUGACCUUGCAUUCAGUUUUGUUUUUUUUGUUUUUUUUUAAUCUAUUUUCUGUAAAAAUGUACAUAUCUUUUUUUUUUUUUUUUUUUUUUUUUUUUUCUUGGAAGACAUGUUUUAGAAAUGACUGUUUUUGUACUUAUUUUACAUCUAAUCAGGAGAAAUACUAAAUGGUCUUAAGGUAGCAAAUCUAAAAUGAUUGAAAUGUGUAGAUAAUAAAUCUGUUUUUUUUGUAACUGGAGUCUUUGUAGUUUUGCACAAAAACACAAGAUGAAUUUAAACUUGUUGAUCCUGUAGCGAAUGCAACCAGGAAAUGGUUUCAAUUACAUAUUUAUAAAUAAGAUUUGGAUUUAGAUUGGCCUCCACAUGCAAAUAUAAUUGAAUAUCUGAAAACUCAACAGUCAGCAGGGAAGAAUUUUUGCCUUGUUUUGCCCUGUAAAUGAGGCUCAGCAAUAAAACUACUGAUACUUACUGAAAUAAGGGAAAAGAAGUCACCUGGGAGCUGUUAUCGGAACAUAAUGUAGAUAACAUUGAUAAGUGAGGACACAUAUUGGAGGAUUGUCAUUGUCCUCAAGCAAACAUCAGUGUCAAUCACAUUUUUCUCAUAUUUGUUUCCUUAACUGGUGUAUUUAUUUUUCUUGGAGGCCAAAGUCUGACUGUUAUAACUGCACAGUCCUUAAUGUUUUGGGCCGUUCUGUCCUUAAAGGGCCAUGCUCUUGAUUUGACUGAGAAUGGAGCGCUGCAACAAACUGACAAAAAGUGACCAAAAUGUUGCAAAAGCGUUUAAAAUAUAAAAUUGUCCUGCAAGUUAAGGCAUGAGGAACAGGACAGGGUUCAGUAUUUUGGGAUUGUUGGGUGUAUACGUUGCAUACAAGCAUUUUUACUGUCCGCUAAGCUUUGGUUAAUGUUGAAAUCUAACACUUUGAACGUAACAUUGAACACAUCUAGUAAAGGCGGCGACUAGGUAACACCGCUCCCACGUUGCAACAGAUAAACAUUUAAUCAGUUGUUCAAUGACCUCCAGACAAGAAGUCUGUAAAAAAAAGUUCAUUUUCUGGUCAACAUAUGAGCUUUUUAACUCUGUGAUGUUGUAGUAAUUCUUCUCAUUUAAUUAUUGUUAAACACAAGGUUGAUAAUUAAGUUCCCUACUAAUAUAAAAUAUAAAAGGAGACUCAUAAGUUUUUCAAUAUAUUUCUAAAAUUAUUUAAAUCUGCACUAAAAAGUAAAGUCCACCUCUUGACUGCAUCAUUUGUGUAAUUGCUGUCAGGCAGACGAAUCCAUAAAAACAAUGACGUAAAGCUCUUUCUUGGCGGUGGUAUGUUGUAGCUAAUUAUUGCAAGACAAAUUUCCUCCAAUCAUGUAAUGUUUUUUUUCCCUAUUGGUUUAUUGCGCAUGCACUCAUAUGCAUGUUUUUUUUUUGUUUCUGAGCUAUUUGCUUGUACAAAGGCUACAACAGCCUGGAAAGCAAAUCAUGUAAAGAUUCUAAUCUAAGGUUUUCAUAUAUGUUGCAGCCAGUUGUUGUCAUAAAGACUUUUUAAACAUGUUUUUUUAAAUUUGUAUCUGGCACUGGAGACAAAUGAGACAUGACAGUAAAAACAUAAAAAGGAAAAUGGUGAGCAAUAAAGUAUGUGAUGUGAUGCUGCACUAACUGGUGUUAACCGAAAUGUUGUUUUAACCUCUUCUUUGGGCCAUCUCAGGAUAAAUUAUGCAUUUUAGUAAAAGCAGCUGGCUGCUCCCACCAUGUCAUCAGAGAUCUUAAAUAGUUUUCCUGCUUGUGUCUGCUCAGAACUAAACAUGUUGUGCAGUUUUUGCUUUCUCCUGUUAGAGAGAAUGCAAGCCAGUGAGACACGCUGUGUCAACCUGUCUUUCUGUUUGUGUAGUCACUGAACUGAAAAGGUCACAUGAUUUUGGAUUUAAACAGUUUCCUGGAAUUAGAGUAGUUCAUGCAGGGACAUUAACUCUGUCUUCCCUGUGAAAGCACUUGACCUGUCCACACUUUUUUAUUUUCUAUCUAGGCCUCUGGGUUGAUCUUCAGCCUCUUAUGGCACCAAGUCAAACUGAAAGUCUAUGAACAGGUUGGGUUGUGUUCAUGUUUGGGGGAUUUUUCAGCCUAUGUUGUAGUGAUAUGGAGGUACACUAUGAUGUAGAUAGCCACAGAGCACAGCAGCUGUUCAAAUCAACUGUGUUAAAUGACUGAAUCCAAUCCUCUGCUUAAUACCAACUCCAACAACAAACAGACUAGCUCCAUGUCUCUCCCCUGAUGUAAACUGUAAAUCAGAUUAAUUACUGCGAAUAUAUAAUUCUCUGUCUAUCCCUGGCUCUAACACACAAAUACUUGCAGAAACACACACGCACACAGUGUUGAACAGAAUGAGGUGAUUAUGUGGCAAUUACAGCAGUCACAGCGACAAAAUCAAAGCUGAUCCUUAGAGGAAAAAAUGGAGAAAAUGUCACUCCAAGUUUUUGGUCUAUCCAGAGAUUUCUGAGCUCUGAAUCACAGCAUUCUCUUUUGAUCAUCACUGCUGCUGCCUCUCUCCGAUACACAGGCGGAUUAUUCCCCCUAAAUCUCCCAAAUCCCUAAUCCUAUUUAUCUCAACGCCACACAAAAAAGGUGCUCUCUGCUUACUGCUCAGCUUAUGUGUACAGUAUGGGUGUUAGCAUGUCGAAAUGAAUUUCUACAAUUGUGAGGACCUGUUCAUAGUGGUAUGUCAGACUGUGCUCACUCUGGAAAUGCUUUUUAACAGCACCUAGACCUAGAAGUAAGGUACAUACUGCUUACUUGAAGACAAGUAGGAAUUACUGUCUUAUUGAGGAAAAAAGUAACAUUGAGUUACCUGGUAGAGGUAUAUCUAAUUGUUUACUAAAUGAUAUGUGUAUGCUUUGAAGUUUUGCAAAAAGAUGCACCAAGACCCAUUUGAGUCCAGUCGGCAUAUGCGUACUGGAGUGAGUUGAUCCCCAAUCACAUUAUCUAGCUGUGUUACUCUUUUCAGACAAUUUCUGUUGGAAUAAUAUGUUUACACAAAUCUUAAAAGUCUUGAUUUUGUGUGACUAACAAAAUCUUUUUUCUUUUUUUUUUAAAUGUAAUGUAAGCAUACUCAUUCACUCUUUAAGUCUGUUUUGGGAUUUUACAGCUCCUGGAUCUUAAUCUGAUAAGCGUUCCACAUUUUUAUGUUUUUUUUUAUGCCAGUUGCUAAUAUUGUAAGCCACUUGAUACUAAUAAACAACGUAGCCCACA
Messenger RNA from Melanotaenia boesemani (Boeseman's rainbowfish), 7919 nucleotides. Its product is annotated as transducin-like enhancer protein 1. NCBI's taxonomy places the organism in Eukaryota, Metazoa, Chordata, Actinopteri, Atheriniformes, Melanotaeniidae. Bases 751 to 3105 code for a protein of 784 amino acids. Gene Ontology annotation, molecular function: transcription corepressor activity; protein binding. The transcript is spliced from 20 exons. Gene Ontology annotation, cellular component: nucleus; transcription regulator complex. The record is from RefSeq and is a predicted model, not a curated record. Gene Ontology annotation, biological process: negative regulation of canonical Wnt signaling pathway; regulation of DNA-templated transcription.